AUGUCAAACGACAGCGAAAACUCAUCGCACCUCCUUAUGGGAAGAAGACACGUCUCCUGGAGCGAAUCUUCCAUAACAAUAUCAGAAACCCCUCGAUCACGUGGUCUUUUCCAUCUUUUGAAAACCAACUACACCAUCAUUAUAUCCCUAGUCUUCGGCAUCACAUGCAUUAUUGCCGCUUUCAUAUUUACCCUAUGGUUCGGAAGACAGACCUUCGGAUGUCCCACCUGGACAAUUAAUUGCGCGGAAUCCGUGCCAAAGUUGGUGAAAAAUUAUGCCUUGGUUCAGGGUGUCGUGACAAUAGUGCAUGGCAUUGGAAUGGCUGCAAUUGCAUAUCCUGCCUACGCAUUUGCUUCCGCCGCCCUGUGGCCGAUUUACCAUGAACGCUCUCAUCCGUUGAAUAAGAUAGACACUUAUCUUGCAGCCUCUCUUGGAUCCCUUCCUGCUCUCUUUCAAGCAAUUUUUAAAUCUUUCGGAGGUAGAGCUUUAAUGGUUUUGCCCUUUGUCCUGGUCAUUGCUGUUCUUGUCCAAGUAAGUGAUUCUAGCCAUCCAUGAGCAUCUCAGAGUCCUAAAUAAAUCCAGUCAAUGCGGGUAUUGUGGGCUUUGUAUAUACUCGUCAGAACGUCACCAGGACAUUUUUGAGCAAAUAUGAUGUUGGUGGUGGCAUCGGGCUAAGGUUCAAGCAGGAGAACCCACCAGGAACUUUGCCUGAACCCAUCACCAACGCCAUGAAUCUGUACGCAUCUUGGAGCAGUGAGCUUGCGAAAGAACUAUUGCCACAGCUCCGAAAUUUCUUCAUGGACAGAGAUAAACUUCAAGAGCGCGGCAACAUGUCAGCAAGAGCGAUAGAAAUCCAGCAGAACAUCGAUUGUACUGGGACUGCCAUAAACAUAAUUAAGGAAAUUGACAAGAAAGUCUUUAGCAGAUAUCGUUUACGAAUUCCAACAAACUUUAAGAGUGGAAACAAGGACGGUGAUGAUUCGGUCACCAUCAGAGCACAGCCUAGACUUACUCUAUGGGUAGACAACAUCCUUUACAACAAAAAAUGGAGUGCCGUUACUCGGAUCAUUUUUGCGGCUAUCAGUUGA
Messenger RNA from Hymenoscyphus albidus, 1088 nucleotides. Lineage: Eukaryota; Fungi; Ascomycota; Leotiomycetes; Helotiales; Helotiaceae. The record is from the annotation of a GenBank genome assembly.